This is a messenger RNA of Parnassius mnemosyne (clouded apollo), 4374 nucleotides long. Lineage: Eukaryota; Metazoa; Arthropoda; Insecta; Lepidoptera; Papilionidae. The record is from the annotation of a GenBank genome assembly.
AGUCGCUCGAGAGCAGCGGCGAAGUGCGGACUUAUUGUGUGUUAUAUAACGAACUUUUUGUGUUUUAUAUUUUAAUAAAUGGUGAAUAACAAUGACUUGUGUUACUUUCUGCAUAGUGUGCGCUGAGUGUGGUAAACUGUGAGGAAGCGAUGCAAUUUCGCUCGCUGCUGCCAGAGGAAUCGUGUGCCGGCAUGAAGGGUCAACCGGUUUGGACGACGUCACCUCCCGGGGAGCCUCUGGUUCGAGCCCCUGUUGGAAAGCCAAGAUGUCCUCCGGCUAUAUCCAGGCUGCGCGUAGAGAAAGUAGAAGGCGGUCUUGCAGUGGCAGGUGUUGUCGUUGCUGCCAAUUGCCAGAUCGCAUUACCGAUAUUCGGAUUUCUGUUCAUGCUAGUCGGAUGUGUGCUUACAGCGGCUUCGUACCGCGGCUGCGGUGAGAACGAGGAGCCCGACCACUACGCGGCGCGGAUCGCGUUCACUGGUAAUUCGAGGGUACUCGGUCCUGUCUGCAUCGUUACUGGUGCGCUUAUGACCAUCGCUGGUAUAGUUCUAUGCAUUUUGAUGCGCGCCGCCCAACGUCGACAACGCCGACUCGCCUUCCACUGUCCAAUUCACGGAGACUUCUACCCUCUUAGUCCUCAGAACAGUAGAAAGUAUUCCCGCAGCCCGAGCGGGCUGUGGAGGAGGCUGCGCGCCUGGCUGGGCAUGGAGGAGGAGGGCGAGGCGGCGCGCUGCCCGCGCUCCGCGGAGCCCGCCUCGCCGGCGCGCGCCGACGCUCCCUGCCCGCCCCCCUUGCCCUUCCUCGUGCCCUCCGACUCCGUCGUAGGGAUGGCAUCAGUUUUAGGAGCUCCGCUUAGUCCUGAACAAACCUUCGGCUCUAUCAAGUCCUUGGCGAUAUCGAGGGAUGUCGCUAGUUUUCCAUUGUCGCGCUCUCCGACUCCGCCGCCUCUGAGCUGUCCUCCAUUCAAAGAGGAAUCGAAGAAUCUGGGUGACAUACCGAAUGCGAUCAUACCUCAGCCCGAAUUCGACCGUGGUGCUCCCACGUGCAACUACCACGUUGUCGAGUGCAAAAUCACAACUACCGACGAAAUACGCCGAAGUGGUCCAGCAAGCGCCAGUGUCCACAUCACAGAUAGGCAAAGACCUAAAACAGUGUCAGUCAAUAUACCCGAUGAGGGUAAAGGUUAAUAAGACAAUGAACUUAAACCAUAGACAAUAUAUAAAAUUUGUUCAAAAUAUCAAUAUUGUGGUGAGUGCGCUGUGUAUUAUGCCGAAAUGUGGUAAAAUUAUUUGGAUAAACAUAAUUAUACAUUUUUGUACAACAAUAAUGCGCAUUUAUUUAUAACUGGAAGGAAAUAGGUUGAAUGAAUGGUCGGUAUUCAUCUUGGUCACUGAUCAAAUCCACGUUUAAAUAUCUUUAUCUGCUCAAAUUUUCACAGUCGUCUUCCGCUGCUGUGCUCACCUGUUUGAUUAGUUCUCAGAAAUUAAAUUAGAACACAUUUUUGGAAACUAGCAAAAUUUUAACAUAAUGAAAGAAAACAAAUUUGUAACUACAUACAUACUUAACAGUUAAUAAAAAUCGCGUUUAGUAACUUUUAGUAACGCAAUUUCUAUCACACGCAAUUUUUAUUAACGAGGUAUUACAAAUUUCACUCCGCAUUUACAUCUGCUAUUUGUUAUUUUAAUUAUUAUUACUUGCAAUUGAGUUUAAAAAUUUAAUCUGUAAAUACAUUUAAUGUAAUACUUUGUAUUAAUAAUGGAGCCCUAUUGGUGGUAUAUUACAGCAAAAUACUGCGCCAAAUUCAUAGAUCAAAUAUUGUGAAAUGUAACAUUGGAGUCCUAUUUAUAAUUUUUCAAUCAAUUUUUAAAGGCACGCAUCUCUUUAGCACACAAAGAAGAACUAACCAAGCGAUAUUUAACCGCGCCCACACCCGGUAGAAGAGCUACUAUUUCAUUUCAAAACUCACGAAAUCGCAGUUUUGUAUGAAUUCCUACCCGCCGCGGAGGCGGUAUAUCGCAAUAUAGCGGAUGAUCGCAAGUCGGGCGGGCGCAAGGUGGGUUCUUUUGCGAUAGAUAUAUUAUCAAUAAAGAUCACACCGCUAUGCGUCCGUGUUCCUCGCAAGUUACGACCGCAGAGUGCAAUUUCAAUCGCGGCCUACCCGAUUCUACUAGUGCAUCGGCAGCCGCAAAAAAAACCGUACGCACCACGAGAAUAAAUCACAUCGCGAAAUUUACCUACAUUUUUUAUAUUCAACGCGUAUCGCGGUCCCACUAACGUUGCAGGCGCGGGAAGAUAUCGCUCCAUGAAAUCCUAGCGUAAAUCUAACGCCGACUCUACACGACACGUAUCGUCCAACGAUUCCCCCAACAUUAUUUACGAUAUUCCAACACUAGAUACUAUAUUUCAUGGGCAUUGAUGGUUCGGUCGCGUUCGCACGCAUCGAUUGGCGAUGACUUAUUUCAAUUUAUAAUCAGCAUAACCAUCGUUGUUUUCAUUCAGGCUUUAUUUUACUUUGCAUCGACUUUACAGAGGUAGAGGUUGAAUGAGAUAGGCUUAUAAUUCAAACGAGUUCACUCAGUUUCGUGUAAGCAUUUGGAGUUGGACGGAUGGACGAUCGUAUAGUGCCAGCAUUACAAGUAUAACAAAAAUUGCUUAGAUACCUACAUAAAUAGUUGCAUUUAAUUUUGCACCUAACCGAGCAAAUUAUUUUAUUUUAUUCAUCCGGCUAUUUGUAUUUUGUUUUUUAUUUAAUUAGAUAUAAACUAGAUAUAUAGCAUUAGUCUUACAAUUAUUAGGUGCAGCCAAUUGCGAUUGGUUAAAUUGAGUUGUUAGGUUGUAAUUAGUUUUAAGAAAAAAUGUCAAUGGCAAAGCGAUCGCCGUAAAUCACACCUUAAAUGCUGAUUUAUCACAUACUCGGCGGUAAAAGAAAACAACGUGAAGAAAACUCGUAUGUCUGAGAAAUAUAAAAAAAAAAUAUUUCGAUGACAUGUUGUUAAGUUCGUCAACACACAUUGGGGCAGCGCGGCAGACACUUCCUUGCACUAUAAACCCUCUCAGAAACAAGAGCAGACCUGUGCCUAGGAUAAGGUGCGGCUGGGGUGCAAUUCAUAGUUUGUUGUUUUAAUUAUUAUUCUGACUUCUCUAGACUUAUUAUUAGUAGAAAGCAACCGCCUAUAUUUAGUUUUAGUCAUGAAUAAAUAAAUCGAAAACGCCUCAGUUUAACCAUCCGCAAUCGACUAUGCCUAGUUGUAGCCUGCUAAACCUAGCUAGCCGAAUAAAUAAAAUCAAAUUAUUCGUCUGGUAACCUGUUCAUUAGUAACUUUCUAUAUAAAUUCGGCUUUCUAGUCUACAAUUUGUAGUUUGGCUUAGUUUAUUUACUGUUCCUAAUUUAAAUUGUAUAUCGUAUAUAGAACGUCAUCUAUUGCAUUAAUUUCAGUGUUGCUAGAUUAACUGUCAUAAUCGUAUAAGUUAAGAUUCGAUGUACGCUAGAAUUAAAUCCCGAAUUGUGAUAAAACUUUCUUUAUACAUUAUAAAUUGUAUCUAUGAAUUUUAUACUAUAAUAUAUAAUAAAAUAAUCAUUUAUAUCUUACUUUAUUAACACUUAAUUCACAUUUAUUUUAUAUAAUUUACAUAUAUACAGAUAAAUAGUCUUCAUGAAAAUUCGUGAUAGAACCAACUACACGGUUUUCUUUGUCGGCAUAUUGUAAUCAUUGCUGCCGCAUGUGAGAGGCUGCCUCUGUUUAUAUAGUGUGUGUUAUUAAAAUUUGGUGAAGGAGCCAAAACUGUUGCCAAAAGUACACAACUCAUCACGUCCAUCAUUACUUAGUGUAUGCUUAAGACCGUCGUAUGUUUUAACGACUCAAGACAGACUUGAAGACUGGAAAGGUAUUGAAAUGGGAGCUUUAUAUUGAGUUGAUUAAAAAUCAUGUUUCUAAAUUAAAAAAAUACAUGCAUCAUACAAUAACUUUUUUUAAUUUCGGAUUUUACUUGAAACGAUAUAAAGGUCACAUUACAUAAUGUCUUUGAGUCGAAUUGGUGCUGAGUUGUUAGUUGUUAUAAUGUACGGCAGCCAGUAAUCGCCUAAUUUCUAUAUUAUCAAGAAUUGUGCUCACAAAAGACAAUUUAGUAGAAAGAAAGAAUGUAUGUAGAAGAAAGUUGUAGUAUGAUCGUUUGUAGGAAUAUUGAUCGGUAAUAUUUAACUAUGUAUUUGUGAUGACGGCAUUUAUUGGCCAAGUUAUUGAAAAUUAUAAGGAAUGUAAUUUUUUUAUAAUCUAUAGUUAAGUGCCACGCCUAAGUGAAUUAUACUAUAUUAUACAUAAUUAAGCUUAUUUAAUAUUGUUAUAGAUAUAAAGGUAUUGAGAAAAUACAAGUUUGCAU